AUGACUGAUUCAUCUGUUUGGGCCGUCAAUUCAUUAUUAGAUACAGACUUAUAUAAAAUCUUUAUGCAUGCAGCUGUUCAUAAGAAUUUUUUAAACGUGCCAGUUAAAUAUGGAUUUACAAAUAGAACUCCACAAAUGAAAUUAAAUACAAAAGCAAUCGAAUGGUUGAAAUCACAAAUUGAGCAUUUAGGAGAUCUAAGAUUCACAGAUGAAGAAAUUCAAUAUUUAGAGAAAACUUUGCCCCAAUUGCCGAAAUCAUAUUUAAAAUAUUUAAAGACUUUCAAGUUCGAUCCGAAAUCUCAAAUUAGAUACGACGAAAAUGGUGAUAAUUUUGGCUUGGAAAUUGUGGGUAAUUGGGAUGAAACUAUUUUAUAUGAAAUUCCAGUCUUGGCAUUGAUAUCAGAGGCAUAUUUUAAAUUUGUUGAUACAGAAUGGAAUUAUGAUAAUCAAUAUGAAAAUGCAAAAUUAAAAGCUGAAAAAUUAGUACAUAAUAAAUGUAAUUUUAGUGAAUUUGGUACAAGAAGAAGAAGAUCAUAUGAAACACAAGAAAUAGUUAUAAAAGCUAUUAAAGAUGUUCAAAGUGAGUAUGUAGCAGGUACAUCCAAUGUUUAUCUUGCAAUGAAAUAUGAUUUGAAACCAAUCGGUACUGUUGCUCAUGAAUGGUAUAUGGGCAUUGCUUCGAUUACUCAAGAUUAUAUUCGUGCAAAUAAAUUAGCCAUGGAUUAUUGGAUAGAUACUUUUACUUCAAAAUAUGCUGGAUUAGCUUUAACUGAUACUUUUGGAACUGAUAAUUAUUUAAAAUAUUUUGUUGGUCCAUAUGUAAAUGAAUAUUCUGGAGUUAGACAAGAUUCAGGAGAUCCAGAAUUAUAUGCAGAAAAAAUUGCAAAGCAUUAUAACCAAUUAGGUAUACCAGAAAAUACCAAAAUAAUAUGUUUUAGUGAAUCAUUAAAUGUUGAAAAAUGUAUAAAAUUUAGACAAAAAGCUGAAGAUUUGGGAUUGCUUUGUACUUUUGGAAUUGGUACUUUUUUCACCAAUGAUUUUGUCAAUUCUAAAACUGGUGAAAAAUCACAACCUUUAAAUAUUGUGAUCAAAAUAAAGGAAGCUAAUGGUAAAUCAUCAAUUAAAAUUAGUGAUAAUAUUGGUAAAAAUACUGGGGAUGUUGAAACUGUUGAAAGAGUUAAGAAAGAAUUGGGAUACUCUGAAAGAGUUUGGGAAGAAGGUGACGAGACUCAUAGAUGGUGA
This is a messenger RNA of Lodderomyces jiufengensis, 1242 nucleotides long. RefSeq names its product nicotinate phosphoribosyltransferase (gene NPT1). The record is from RefSeq and is a predicted model, not a curated record. Lineage: Eukaryota; Fungi; Ascomycota; Pichiomycetes; Serinales; Debaryomycetaceae. Gene Ontology annotation, molecular function: nicotinate phosphoribosyltransferase activity. The transcript has a single exon. Bases 1 to 1242 code for a protein of 413 amino acids. Gene Ontology annotation, biological process: NAD+ biosynthetic process.